This is a messenger RNA of Lathyrus sativus (Indian pea), 1647 nucleotides long. The record is from the annotation of a GenBank genome assembly. Lineage: Eukaryota; Viridiplantae; Streptophyta; Magnoliopsida; Fabales; Fabaceae.
AUGAGUUUGAGUUCGAAACACCUAAAGCUGUUAAGCAGACUCACUUUCUACAAACCACACUCACACACCCCGCCGUUUAACUCAUCAAAACUCAACAAUAAUAACAUUGUCACCUUAAUAUGCAACUCUUUCAGAUCAAAAAAGAAUUGGGACACCAUCACCCACAAUUUCACCUCCAUCCAAUUAACCAAUCCCUUAGUAGAACAAAUCUUAUUACAACUCAAAACCCCAACCGACGCUAAAAACGCACUAUCUUUCUUCCACUGGUCCUCCAAAACGCACCGUUUUCAACACGGUCUUCGAUCUUACUCCAUAACCAUCAACCUCUUACUCCAAGCAAAUUUAAUCACCGACGCUAAAGCAUUACUCGAAACCCUCGCUAACAAAAACACCAAUACCAAUUCAGUUCGCGCGGUUAUCGAUUCUCUCAUUCACACUUCAGAGUUUGUUUCCUCUGGCUUUCACCCACCGGUUCUCGAUCUGUUAGUUAAAGCUUACGCGAAAGCGCGAUUAACCGACGUUGCUUUCUCCGUUUGCCGUUACGUCGAUGAACUAGGGUUUCGUAUCGGUUUAUCGAGUUUCAAUAAUUUGCUUCAUGGUGCUCAGAGGUGUGACCGUUUUUCAACUGUUUGGGAGGUUUAUGGUUACAUGAUUGGGAAAAGAAUUUACCCUAAUUCAGUUACGUUGAGGAUUAUGAUUGAUGCUCUUUGUAAAGAGGGGUUGUUACAGAGGAAUGUUGAUGUGGUGGAUCAGAUUGUCGGGAAGAGAGAUUCGUAUUCUCCUUCGGUUAUUGUUAAUUCGAGUUUGAUAUUGAGAAUGUUGGAAAAGGAAAAGGAAGGAGAAGAAGGUGAAUUGGUUAGGUUAGUUACGUUGUUGAAGAGAUUAUUGCAGAAGAAUUUCAUUGGUGAUUCCGUUGCUUACUCGUUGAUUGUUCAUGUUAAGGUUAGGUUAGGGGAUUUGGAUUGUGCUCUCGAGAUGUAUAAUGAGAUGGUGAGAAGAGGUUUUAGUGAAAAUUCGUUUGUUUAUACUUCGUUUAUUGAAGCGUUUUGUGAGAAGGGGCGGAUUGAAGAAGCGAUUAGGUUGAUGCGGGAAAUGGAAGGGAAGGGGUUAAGACCUUAUGGUGAAACUUAUGAGUAUGUUAUAGUUGGAUGUGUGAAUUCGGGACGGUUGAAGGAGUGUUGGAGUGUUUUUGAGGAAAUGUUGAGUGCUGGGUUUGUUCCUAGUUGUUUGUCGUUUGAUAAGGUAGCUGAGAAGCUUGGUGAGAAUGGUGAUGUGGAGAAGGUGAAUGAUGUUUUGACUGUGUUGUUAGAUAAAGGGUUUUUGCCGAGUGAUUUUACGUAUUCUCAUUUGAUAAAUGGUUAUGCGAGAAAUAAUAAGAUUCAGGAAGUUCUUAAGAUAUAUUAUGAAAUGGAGUAUAAGUCUAUGUGUCCUGGAUUGUCUGUUUAUUCGUCCAUGAUCAAGUGUUUGUGCCGUUUUGGAAAGGUUGAAGACGCCGAGAAGUAUUUGAGGAUUAUGAAAGGUCGGUCGUUGAUUCCAAAUGUGACUAUAUAUGAGACAUUGCUUGCUGGUCACUUGCAGAAGGGAAACCAUGAUAGGGCUCUUCAACUACGCAAUGAAAUGGCCUCUUUGAAGUUGCAGCAUUGUUAA